Messenger RNA from Penicillium digitatum Pd1, 309 nucleotides. RefSeq lists its product as uncharacterized. The record is from RefSeq and is a predicted model, not a curated record. NCBI's taxonomy places the organism in Eukaryota, Fungi, Ascomycota, Eurotiomycetes, Eurotiales, Aspergillaceae.
AUGGCGACAAACAACUGUACCGACUAUCGAGCCGGUAACACCAAACCAGGCCCCCAAAUUAUUAGCACUGGCCAACCACUCGGCCAUCCAGAUACUGAGGAUCUUGAUACUGAAGAUGUCGAUCCCAAAGAUGACAAGGUCGACAAAAAAAUCGACCUCCUCGAUAGUGCAGCCGGGGGUGCACCAGACACCCAAGGGUCAAACCUACCAAAGUUGACCCAAGUCAUAAUCACGAACGUGCCUCGACUGAAGCCCAACUCAAAGGACCCAGAAAGAUGGGCUCUUCGCGUGAGAUACGCACUGGCCUAA